UCAGCCAGAGACAGAGAGUUAGACCUGGAUGUAAUCUCUCAGCCAGACAGACAGUUGGACCUGGAUGGAAUCUCUCAGCCAGAGACAGAUAGUUAGACCUGGAUGGAAUCUCUCAGCCAGAGAGUUAGACCUGGAUGUAAUCUCUCAGCCAGAGACAGAGAGUUAGACCUGGAUGGAAUCUCUCAGCCAGAGAUAGAGAGUUAGACCUGGAUGUAAUCUCUCAGCCAGAGACAGAGAGUUAGACCUGGAUGGAAUCUCUCAGCCAGAGAUAGAGAGUUAGACCUGGAUGUAAUCUCUCAGACAGAGACAGAGAGUUAGACCUGGAUGUAAUCUCUCAGCCAGAGAUAGAGAGUUAGACCCGGAUGGAAUCUCUCAGCCAGAGAGUUAGACCUGGAUGGAAUCUCUCAGCCAGAGACAGAGAGUUAGACCUGGAUGGAAUCUCUCAGCCAGAGAUAGAGAGUUAGACCUGGAUGUAAUCUCUCAGCCAGAGACAGAGAGUUAGACCUGGAUGUAAUCUCUCAGCCAGAGAUAGAGAGUUAGACCUGGAUGGAAUCUCUCAGCCAGAGACAGAGAGUUAGACCUGGAUGGAAUCUCUCAGCCAGAGAUAGAGAGUUAGACCUGGAUGUAAUCUCUCAGCCAGAGAGUUAGACCUGGAUGUAAUCUCUCAGCCAGAGACAGAGAGUUAGACCUGGAUGGAAUCUCUCAGCCAGAGAUAGAGAGUUAGACCUGGAUGUAAUCUCUCAGCCAGAGAUAGAGAGUUAGACCUGGAUGUAAUCUCUCAGACAGAGACAGAGAGUUAGACCUGGAUGUAAUCUCUCAGCCAGAGAUAGAGAGUUAUACCCGGAUGGAAUCUCUCAGCCAGAGAGUUAGACCUGGAUGGAAUCUCUCAGCCAGAGACAGAGAGUUAGACCUGGAUGUAAUCUCUCAGCCAGAGAGUUAGACCUGGAUGGAAUCUCUCAGCCAGAGAGUUAGACCUGGAUGGAAUCUCUCAGCCAGAGAUAGAGAGUUAGACCCGGAUGGAAUCUCUCAGCCAGAGACAGAGAGUUAGACCUGGAUGUAAUCUCUCAGCCAGAGAUAGAGAGUUAGACCUGGAUGGAAUCUCUCAGCCAGAGAUAGAGUUAGACCUGGAUGGAAUCUCUCAGCCAGAGAUAGAGAGUUAGACCUGGAUGUAAUCUCUCAGCCAGAGAGUUAGACCUGGAUGGAAUCUCUCAGCCAGAGAUAGAGAGUUAGACCUGGAUGGAAUCUCUCAGCCAGAGAUAGAGAGUUAGACCUGGAUGUAAUCUCUCAGCUAGAGACAGAGAGUUAGACCUGGAUGGAAUCUCUCAGCCAGAGACAGAGAGUUAGACCUGGAUGGAAUCUCUCAGCCAGAGACAGAGAGUUAGACCUGGAUGUAAUCUCUCAGCCAGAGACAGAGAGUUAGACCUGGAUGUAAUCUCUCAGCCAGAGAUAGAGAGUUAGACCUGGAUGGAAUCUCUCAGCCAGAGACAGAGAGUUAGACCUGGAUGGAAUCUCUCAGCCAGAGAUAGAGAGUUAGACCCAGAUGUAAUCUCUCAGCCAGAGACAGAGAGUUAGACCUGGAUGUAAUCUCUCAGCCAGAGAUAGAGAGAUAGACCUGGAUGUAAUCUCUCAGCCAGAGAUAGAGAGUUAGACCUGGAUGUAAUCUCUCAGCCAGAGACAGAGAGUUAGACCUGGAUGUAAUCUCUCAGCCAGAGAUAGAGAGUUAGACCUGGAUGGAAUCUCUCAGACAGAGAUAGAGAGUUAGACCCGGAUGUAAUCUCUCAGCCAGAGACAGAGAGUUAGACCGUCAAAGCAAAGAACAGAUGCAGUUGUCAGACUUAGCCAGUAGGUGUUUUCAAAUAACCAGUUUGUAUCCCAAUUGGCACCCUAUUCACUAUUGGUCAAAAGUAUAUAUAGGGAAUAGGGUGCCAUUUGGAAUGGAUCACUGGUCAAAAGUAUAUAUAGGGAAUAGGGUGUCAUUUGGAUGGAUCACUGGUAUCUCAAUCUAGUGGGAGUAAACCAAGGGAUGUAUUUGUACCUCUGUUCCAGGAGCGGCUCCUGACCCACGUGCUGUGUUUCUUCCUGCCUCUCGGGGUCAUGACCUACUGCUACACUGCGGUGGCGGUCACCCUGCACCAUAGCCAGAGAGGUCAGCGCAGCCUGGAGAAAGAGGGCGCCAUCAGGCUGGCUGCACUAGUCACUGCUGUGUUCUGCCUGUGCUGGCUGCCCUACAACAUCACCAUGCUGGUGAAGACCCUGGUGGAUCGGGGGUUGGACUCUGGUUUGAGCUGCCAGUCCCGGACUAGUUUGGAUAAGGCCUUGGUGGUGACAGAGAGCCUGGGGUACACACACUGCUGCCUCAACCCGUUGCUGUACGCCUUCACUGGGGUACGGUUUCGACAGGAUCUCCUGAGACUGCUGGCCCACUGAGUCUGCGGUAAAGGGGUGUACUCCGAGGGGACGGGAGUAGGACGACAGCGUGGUUCUCUAAAGGACUCACCACCACUAAAAUCCUCAUGUUGACCACCAGAUUGUGGAUCAAUAAUCAACCCUCUGUCUAACCUCUUUAUGGGGUUGUGUAUCAAUAAUCAACCCCCAGUAUGUCUAACCUCUUUAUGGGGUUGUGACAACAUAUUCACCUGCUUGUGCCUCGUGUGUAUAUACUGACAUACAGAGUCUUCCUUGAUGGCAAUAAUGCACGACAAACGCUUGUGCUUAUAAACGUCUGGAUAGUUUAUAAAUGCCUUGUGUUCUGGAUAGUUUAUAAAUGUCCUGUGUUCUGGAUAGUUUAUAAAUGUCUAUUUGUGUUCUGGAUAGUUUAUAAAUGUCCUGUGUUCUGGAUAGUUUAUAAAUGUCUAUUUGUGUUCUGGAUAGUUUAUAAAUGUCUAUUUGUGUUCUGGAUAGUUAAUAAAUGUCCUGAGUUCUGGAUAGUUUAUAAAUGUCUAUUUGUGUUCUGGAUAGUUUAUAAAUGUCCUGUGUUCUGGAUAGUUUAUAAAUGUCUAUUUGUGUUCUGGAUAGUUUAUAAAUGUCUAUUUGUGUUCUGGAUAGUUUAUAAAUGUCCUGUGUUCUGGAUAGUUUAUAAAUGUCUAUUUGUGUUCUGGAUAGUUUAUACAUGUCCUGUGUUCUGGAUAGUUUAUAAAUGUCCUGUGUUCUGGAUAGUUUAUAAAUGUCCUGUGUUCUGGAUAGUUUAUAAAUGUCCUGUGUUCUGGAUAGUUUAUAAAUAUCUGUGUUCUGGAUAGUUUAUAAAUGUUUUGUGUUCUGGAUAGUUUAUAAAUAUCUGUGUUCUGGAUAGUUUAUAAAUGUCUGUGUUCUGGAUAGUUUAUAAGUAAUAAAUAAAUAAUAAUAUAUGCCAUUUAGCAGACGCUUUUAUCCAAAGCGACUUACAGUCAUGUGUGCAUACAUUCUACGUAUGGGUGGUCCCGGGGAUCGAACCCACUACCCUGGCG
Oncorhynchus gorbuscha (pink salmon) is the source of this 3443-nucleotide messenger RNA. RefSeq names its product C-X-C chemokine receptor type 3-like. Gene Ontology annotation, biological process: immune response; G protein-coupled receptor signaling pathway. Gene Ontology annotation, molecular function: G protein-coupled receptor activity. Bases 2095 to 2427 code for a protein of 110 amino acids. Gene Ontology annotation, cellular component: membrane. Lineage: Eukaryota; Metazoa; Chordata; Actinopteri; Salmoniformes; Salmonidae. The record is from RefSeq and is a predicted model, not a curated record. The transcript has 2 exons.